Gryllus bimaculatus (two-spotted cricket) is the source of this 1230-nucleotide messenger RNA. The record is from the annotation of a GenBank genome assembly. Lineage: Eukaryota; Metazoa; Arthropoda; Insecta; Orthoptera; Gryllidae.
AUGCCAGCACGGGCUUCCCGCGGCGUUUACAGCCCAUUGGAACCUCAGGAGGCGGGCGCUCCUGUCCUUCUGUUCUUUAUUCGACACACUCACCGCGGCUACGGUAAUACUCCCGAUCUCCACAGUCUGCCGGAACAUCCCGCCGUGUCGCCCUUGGCAGAUUUCCUUCUUUACGACGUCGGAACGGGACUUUCCCUCACCACGGCUGCUAGAGGAGGCCCGCAGGCUCAUUUCAGCUCGUUCUAUGCUUACUUCAAUUGCCGAAAUGUGCUGCCGGCGCUGCAGAAGCGCCAGCCGCGCCCGCCGCCGCCCGUGCUGCUGGCCAUGGCGGUGCUGGAGCUGCUGGAGCAGGGCGCGGCGCCGCCCACCUCCGCCGCCGCCGCCUGCUCCCGGCGUCCGCUCCGGGCUCAAGCGCUCUCGCCUCGCAGCCCGCCGGGCGCGGCGUCGCUGGCGUCCGCGCCGCGGCGCGCCCGCCGCCGCGGCCCUCGCGCGCCUCAGCCCCGCCUCCUCCACGUCGUCCAGCGCCCGCCCCCGCGCCGGCGCCCGGCCCCGCCCCCAGCUCCACACCCUCCCGGCCACGCUCCCGCCGCCGCCGCCGCCAGCGCGCAGCCCUGCAAGCGCAAGCGGGGCCGCCCCGCCAAGGCGCCCUCCAAGCUCGACGCAGGGCGCGUGGAGCGCGUGAUGCUGUGGCGCUUCCUGCUCAACCUGCUGGAGGAGCCGCGCGCCGCCCCCGCGCCCGCGCCUUGCAUCCACUGGGUGCGCCGCGAGGAGGGCCUCUUCCGCAUCACCAACACCGAGUGGCUGGCGCGCCUGUGGGGACGGCGCCACGGCAACCCGCUCAUGACCUACGAGAAGAUGGCGCGCGCCAUGAGAAGGAAACUCUCAUCGUUGGACAUCGAUGUUCAAUUUUUUUUCCUGGAGUUGAUUCCACCUUCGCUGCAGUACGUGCUGCGCUUUGCUCACUGUGCUGUACACAAACUUGAGUUAUUAUCACAGCACGGCUCCAUGACACUUCACUACACCAUAUCCCUAGUAGAGAGCAACGGAAAGUUACCACAUUCAUCACCUGACACUAAAAGGGGGCAGGUAGAGCCUCUCGCGCACGACCCAGAAUGGAUCAAAAAUGGGUCACAUCAACAUCAUCAUCAUCAUCAUCAUCAUCAUCAUCAAGAUAAUACCUUGGAAACAUGUGGUGAUGUUGGUGUUACUACUAAAAUGAAACGUGUGUAA